AUCCCCCAGCUCUUCCGACCAAUAUUUUCUUGCGUGUGGGUCAAAUGCGAUAGCAAACUCAUUCCUUUUGCACGCUUUAAAGCUAGCCCCACACACAUUCUCCGCUCCUCAUCGCUCAUCGGUCACUCUUCUUCCUCCGUCCCCGCCCACAUGCCACCAGAGCUUAGCUCAGCUUAGCUUAAAAUCUCACCCCCUCCACGGAGGCGCACACACACAAACCGAAGCCCUCCCACCCCCCUCCAAACGCGCGCGCGCAGGCUGUGCUAGCCAUGGAGAGUGGCGGCAUCAUUGCGGCAUGUACUCCCCAAUGAUUGAUCUCUCAUCGUCUCUUCUUCCAACCACCUCCUCCCUCCCUGCUGCCCGCCUUGUCUCCCCAAAAUGACCAGCAACAGCAGCCAGAACCUCAGCAGCUGCAGCACCGGCGGGAGCGACGCGGCGGUCGGCGGCGGCAGCUGGCUGGGCUUCUCGCUGUCGCCUCACAUGGCGGCCACCAUGAACGGCUCCAAUGCCGUGCAGGUGCAGCAACACAACGGAGGACUCUUCUACCCUCCCGUCGCCAGCUCCUCCCCCGCGGGCUUCUGCUACGCGCUCGGCGGCGGCCAGGAUGGUGUCGCCGCGGCGGGCGCCAAUGGUGGCGGGGGGUUCUACCCUGGGAUCUCCUCCAUGCCGCUCAAGUCCGACGGGUCCCUCUGCAUCAUGGAGGCCCUCCAUAGAAGCGAGCAAGAGCAUCAAGGUGUGGUGGUGUCGUCGGCAUCGCCGAAGCUGGAGGAUUUUUUGGGCGCGGGACCCGCGAUGGCACUGAGCUUGGACAACUCCAGCUUCUACUAUGCUGGCGGCCACGGGCACGGCCACCACGGGCACGGCCAGGACCAAGGCCCCUACUUCCAGCCGCAGCACUGCGCGGUGAUCCCCGGGUCGGGCGCGCACGGGCACGACGCGUACGGCGGGCACGCGCAGCUAGUGGACGAGCAGUCCGCCGCGGCGAUGGCGGCGAGCUGGUUCUCCGCACGCGGCGGGGGCGGCUACGACGUCAACGGCUCGGGCGCCAUCCUGCCGGUGCAGGGCCACCCGCACUCGCUCGCCCUGUCCAUGAGCUCCGGCACCGGGUCCCAGUCCAGCUGCGUCACCAUGCAAGUCGGCGCCCACCCGCACCCCCACGCCGACGCCGACGCCGUCACCGAGUACAUCGCCAUGGACGGGAGCAAGAAGCGCGGCGGCGCCGGCGCGUUGCAGAAGCAGCCCACCGUCCACCGCAAGUCCAUCGACACCUUCGGCCAGCGCACGUCCCAGUACCGCGGCGUCACCAGCAGGCAUAGGUGGACGGGGAGGUAUGAGGCGCACCUCUGGGACAACAGCUGCAAGAAGGAAGGCCAGACCCGGAAAGGCCGGCAAGUUUAUCUCGGCGGGUAUGACAUGGAGGAGAAGGCCGCGAGGGCGUAUGACCUGGCGGCGCUCAAGUACUGGGGGACGUCCACGCACAUCAACUUCCCGAUCGAGGACUACAGGGAGGAGCUGGAGGAGAUGAAGAACAUGACCAGGCAGGAGUACGUGGCUCACCUCAGAAGGAAAAGCAGUGGGUUCUCGCGCGGCGCUUCGAUUUACCGAGGAGUGACCAGUAUCUGCCGCAGGCAUCACCAGCACGGGCGGUGGCAGGCGCGCAUCGGCCGCGUCUCCGGCAACAAGGACCUCUACCUGGGAACAUUCAGCACGCAGGAGGAGGCGGCGGAGGCGUACGACGUGGCGGCGAUCAAGUUCCGGGGCCUCAACGCGGUGACCAACUUCGACAUCACGCGCUACGACGUGGACAAGAUCUUGGAGAGCAGCACGCUGCUCCCGGGCGAGCAGGUGCGGCGCCGGAAGGACGGCGAGGGCGACGGCGGCGCGGUCGGCGAGAGCGACGCCGUCGCCAGCGCCGCGGCGGCGCUGGUGCAGGCCGGCAACGGCGCCGCCGCCGACACCUGGAGGAUCCAGGCGGCGCCGGCCGUGGCGCGGGCCGACGGGCUGCACGGGCAAUUGCAGCAGCACCAGGGCCUCCUGUCGAGCGAGGCGUUCUCGCUGCUGCACGACAUCGUGUCCGUGGACGCGGCUGGCCAGGGCGGCUGCGGUGGCGGCGCCAGCGCGCACAUGUCGAACGAGUCGUCGCUGGCCCCUAGCGUCAGCAACUCCCGGGAGCAGAGCCCGGAUCGGGGCGGCGGCGGCGGGCUCGCCAUGCUCUUCUCCAAGCCCGCGGCGUCCAAGCUGGCCUGCCCGCUGCCGCUGGGCUCCUGGGUCUCCCCCUCGCCGGUGUCCGCGAGGCCCGGCGUGUCCAUCGCGCACCUGCCCAUGUUCGCCGCGUGGACCGACGCCUGAACAUCCUCCACAGCACAUCCAUGGCGGUAGAUGGGGGUUCCAAGUGGACACUCAAAAGACUCUUUUGUUCGCCUGAACAUCCUCCACAGCACAUCCAUGGCGGUAGAUGGGGGUUCCAAGUGGACACUCAAAAGACUCUUUUGUUCGCGUUGUUCAAUUAGGGCGUGCGUGCGUGCGUGCUUACUGUUAGCAGCAGCUGGGUAAGGGUUAGUGCUUAGUAGUAGCAACAGUAACCGUGGUCUAAUCUGCAGGCGGAGCCAUGCUCGGAUUUUGCCUGGCCUCUUGUGAUUCCUCUCCUCCAUUUGGGUUGCGAGGGGAGGUUUCUUUUUGUAAUGUCGAGGCCGGCGACAGCAUCAGCGAUCCGGCAUGGAUCUCCUCCUCCCAUAGCCAACGCUAAUUUGGAGUUGGAUGAUGGUUUAGUGUUGAUCUCCUAACUUCAACAUGGAAAAAAAAAUGCCUAGUGCGUCACUUGA
Molecule: messenger RNA, 2822 nt
Organism: Panicum virgatum (switchgrass)
Lineage: Eukaryota; Viridiplantae; Streptophyta; Magnoliopsida; Poales; Poaceae
Product: AP2-like ethylene-responsive transcription factor CRL5
Exons: 9
Coding region: 379-2349 (656 amino acids)
Biological process (GO): regulation of DNA-templated transcription
Molecular function (GO): DNA-binding transcription factor activity; DNA binding
Source: RefSeq, a predicted model, not a curated record